GAUCAGUUUGCCUCGAUACACUAGCUCGGCGCUGCCCUGCUCUGCUCUGUGGUGUUUCAAGUUCGGACCGUUGGCGCUUUUAGGGGCGUGCCAGCAGUCGUUCGUUUCCCGCCUUUGGCACCAUGUCUAUUCACGUCCGCGUCGCGGCGUGCUCGCGAGUGGCCGAGGGUCAGCGCCACGCACUCCGUUCCACGGAUGCGUCCCGCAGCACUGUGCAUGCGAGCUCGCGGUCGCACACCGGUUGAAUCGCAUCGUAGGCGGAAGGGCAAUCCAUAGCAGCAGCAGCAGCAGCAGCUUUAGAAAUGCGGGCGGGAGCGGCUGCAGCGGAGCGGGCCUCUCAGCGGCCGCCACGUGGCCUGGGUCACAACAUCCUCCAGCUGCCCGCUUCGGAUCAUCUUCACCUGUUCGCUCCGAAGGCACGCGCAGGCAUGAUCGAUUGCCGCUGCAGCGAGCAGUCUCGGUGCGUCGUGCGUCGCUUCCGUCAGGGGAACGGCUUACAGCCAGGCCUUCAAUCCGAAUCACCUGUGGCUUCAGCAGCGGCAGGAGUGGCAUAGGGAAGAACCCAAGCCCCGGCAACAAGCCAGGCAAACGCCCAUCUUCCUCCUCCCCAGCUCCCUCCCCCACUUCCCCCUCCUCCUCCGCCGCCUCCUCCUCUCCACUCAAUCCCCUUCAGCAAGUCCUAGCCAGCGUCUCGCAACAAGCCCAGGCAGUCCUCCCUCCCCCAGUCACAGCCUUCCCCUGGGCGUCCCUCCUCUCGUCUGUCCUUGCGCGCAUGCACGCCCUUCUCUCUCUAUCCUUCUCGCUCCUCCUUCUGCCGUACCUCCUCUCAUCAUCCCUAGGCGAGCUCGCCUUUGCUCUCAGGCAGGGUCAGGUGCUGCUGGCGGGGACAGCGGCGGUAGCAGCCAGUGUGGGGUGCUAUUGGGUGGCGGAGGAGGCCGGGAAGGAGCAGGGCGUGCUGGUGAAGAGGGGAGGGGCUGUUGGCCGGGCUCUUGCGCUUGUGGCUCGGGACUCCACCAAUUUACUGAUGCUCAUUGCUGUCGUUUGUGCGCUCCUCAAGGCCUCAGCACCCACCCUCCCUUCCUUUCUUCGUGUCAUCGUACCAUUUCUUGCUAAUGGUAGUUUGGCUGCCGUUUUCGUGCGGUUAGUUUUGCGGCGUGCAGAAGUCAGCUUUUAGGUGUUCCUUACGUUAUGACUCAACUGUAGAAUAGAAACGCUUGAUGAGCAUAGCGCAUUUCCCUUCUCAGACUAACUGGGUAUAAGGUUUCUAGCUUCAAUUGGGUCACAUUAUCAGAGGGACUUGCUUAAAGCCCCAAGCUAGAAUAGCAAAACCACAUUCAGGUAUCAAAUAUAUGUAUAACUCAUAU
Molecule: messenger RNA, 1364 nt
Organism: Closterium sp. NIES-67
Lineage: Eukaryota; Viridiplantae; Streptophyta; Zygnematophyceae; Desmidiales; Closteriaceae
Source: the annotation of a GenBank genome assembly